UUGCAUUGCUGACUUUUUAUUGUUUUUUUAGUCUAUUUUUAUGUAAAACGAAAGUGUGAAAAUGCAAAGAGCAUAGAUGUGCACGGGACAAUUUAGCAAAUAAUUGAGCUGCGUACUCAAGUGUUACCACGCAACCAAUCGACGUGCGGUUAUGGUGUGUUAUAUGCUUCGCCAGUAGUUUUCGCUGCGAAAAUAUUUUCGGCGCCCCCUUAAGCGACGUGUAUUUGGGGCGCGGCGCCCAACAGAAAAGAACAAAACGAUAGCCACAAAGGGACAUUCGUACUAAAAUUGCCAGCAAGAUCAGCGCCAGGCGUACAUAAUGGCAGAAAGGCCCAAAAAUUUGUUUGCAACUGGACCGAGUCGUUCUCGCAUACCGCCUGAUCAGCUUAAUCUGAAUAAUCUGAGCAUACGACAUCCACCUUCAUCAACGUCGUCCACAUCGUCGGGCUCCACGUCGUCUGGCUCCAGUUCCUCAUCGCAGCAGAAUAAUGUGGCGUUACGCUUUAGCGCCCAGCCCAGCUUUGUGCCAGCUGUGCCCGUGCCCGUGCCCGUGCCCACCAGCAGCAGCAGCAACAACAGUAAUGCCACCGCCAGCGGCAGCGCCACGGAUCGUCAUAGGGAGCGCAUCCGACAGCAGGCAUGCGGCAAACUACAGUUUGGUGUAGGUGCCAUCAAUACACAUCAGUUCACAUCGGAUGAUUUGGAAGAUUUGGGCGAAAUUGGACGCGGUGCAUUUGGUGCGGUCAACAAAAUGAUAUUCAAGAAGUUGGACAAGGUGAUGGCUGUGAAGCGCAUACGCUCCACGGUGGAUGAGAAGGAGCAGAAACAGUUGCUCAUGGAUCUGGAGGUGGUCAUGAAGUCGAACGAAUGCAUCUACAUUGUCCAGUUCUAUGGGGCGCUUUUCAAGGAGGGCGACUGCUGGAUAUGCAUGGAGCUAAUGGACACCUCGCUGGACAAAUUCUAUAAAUACAUAUUCGAGAAGAAGCAGCGGCAUAUACCCGAAUCCAUACUCGCCAAAAUCACGGUGGCUACAGUCAAUGCGCUUAACUAUUUAAAGGAGGAGCUCAAGAUAAUACAUCGCGAUGUGAAGCCAAGCAACAUUCUGUUGCACAGACGCGGCGACAUUAAACUAUGUGAUUUUGGCAUCUCCGGACAGCUAGUCGACUCGAUAGCCAAGACCAAAGAUGCGGGCUGCAGGCCCUACAUGGCGCCGGAACGCAUUGAUCCGGAGCGCGCCAAGGGCUAUGAUGUGCGCAGCGAUGUUUGGUCAUUGGGCAUAACAUUAAUGGAGGUGGCUACAGGCACAUUUCCCUAUCGCAAAUGGGAUUCGGUAUUUGAGCAGCUGUGCCAGGUGGUGCAGGGUGAUCCGCCGCGUUUGCAUACAUCCUACAAUGGCAUUGAGUUCUCCAUGGAGUUCGCAGAGUUUGUCAAUACUUGCCUGAUCAAGAAGGAGAGCGAUAGGCCCAAAUAUAGCCGACUGCUGCAGAUGCCAUUCAUACGGAGGGGCGAGAACAGCCACACGGAUGUCGCCGCCUAUGUGGCCGAUGUGCUCGAGUCCAUGGAGAGCGAUGGCAUUACGCAGUUUACAACCAACCAACCCGCGGAAAGUUAAUCUGAAGAGCGAGUCAAACUAAAGUCAUAAAUUAACUAAGCAAAAAAACAGUAACAACAAAACGCAAACUAUUCAAAAACAAAAAAAAAAAGCCCAAAAAAAGAAAGAAAAACUUAAAACAAAAAUUGUUGUCUACUUUGUAGCAUUCGUAGUAAACGUAGCGCGUAUUUUGUUAAACCGAAAACAAAAAGCAACAGUGAGUAUAAGCAAAAAAAGAAGAUAAAACAAUUUGUAAAAUGCGUAUAUAAUUUUUGUAUUUGUGAGUACUGUGUGAAGGAAGAGCGUCCCAAAAUGUUUUUUGUGUUGUAGUGAAACAUAAACGUAUGCCUUUUUUUUGAAGUUAAAUGAGCUAGCAUUUGAAAUUUAUGGCUUUUGUUUAUAGUUGUUAACUGCAAGCUGGAAAUAUUAAAAGCAAUAUUUGUAAAAUUUGUACACGCCAAUAAAACAGAAAAUGUUAACUAAAGCAAACUACGAAAUAGCCAUAAACAACAAGUACAUACAACAUUCAAUAUGAUUUAUAUUUAGUUUAUCCGUAAACAUUCUAUAAACGUUUGUUUUGCAUAUGAAAGUUAAGUAAAAAGCUUUAAACAUUUGCCAAGUGGCUGCAUUUUUUCAAAUUGUAGAAAAAUUAUGAAAAUCAAUACAAAAUUAUACCAAUAAAAUAUAAUAAUAAUAAUGGAAAACAACAAAUCAACACACACACACACACACACACAUACAUACAUACACUGACAACUACACACGUUUUUAUGCGUAGUAUUUAGUUGUAAGACCUAAAAAUUAUUAUAAAAAAUUCACAAUUGCAGCUUGUGAAAAAUAAACAAAAGUAAGCAAAACAAAAUAAAUGUAUUGUGCCUAAGUAUAAAAAAAAUAAUGACGAUAUCAAAAAAAAUCAUAAAUAAUUUAAUAAUUGAAUAAUGUAAUACGCGUCAGUUAGUUUAUAUAGAAUACCUUAGCCAAGCUUACACCCACACACACACACACACACACACAACACAUACAUGUAGACACAGCUACGCUUAUAUACAUGGCCAUGCCACGCCCCUUUCAAUACACAUACGCACACACACACAAGCAAUUGCACCGUCUAAGCUCCCGUCUCAAAAAUAUAUUGCCAAUGUCUUUUCGAUUAAUAUUUAUGCAAGCGCCAAUGUGAAAGCAAAAGCAAAGUUUAUUUUGUAUACAUAUACAUAUAUAUCUAUAUAUAUUUAUAUAAUAUGCAUAUAGAGUGCAAAAAACCAACAACUAAAGCCACACACACACACAGCUGCACACAGCGUCCAAAUAUCAUAAUACACCUUUGUACGCCCGCAGCGUAUUAAUUAUAUGUGUACACACAUAUAUUUAUUUACUUUUGUUUUCAUAUGUUUUUUUUUUUUUGCCUAGCAUUACGCAUAUAAUAAAUGCAUAUUAAGCGCUAAGCCUCAAAGCAACAACAACAACACCAUUAACUAGCAGCAUAAUUGAAUAAUAAAACAAAAAUAUUUUUGUAAUAAGCGUCAAAAAAAAAAAAAGAAAGCAUAGCAAACAACAAAUGCUUGGCAAUUAAAAUUGCUCUGGCAUAAAAUAUUAUAAAAUACACAUAUGUAUGCUUAAUUAUGUACGAGAGUGUAUGUAUGUCGUGUAAGCUUCGGCUAGUCGAAGCUUGUAUACCCUUGCAAAGAAAAGAUCGGUUAGCAAAGGUUUCCCCCUGAAUGGCAUACAAUACGAAUUUGAUCUCAAGUGGAUUUUAAUGGAUUUAAGCUGAUCCUGUUACUGUAUUCGAAAGGAUCUGAUGUAUUUAUUAGUUAAGCUUAUAGAUUGCUGUGAGGGUGUUCGAACCAUCCAGUUUCAAAUCUUUUAGCAGAACUCUUUCAAUGUCAUGAUCGUAGUACGAACACUUGGCAAGGGUAUAAAUUGUAACUGCAAUUUGUGUAAAGUUUCUAACAAAUAUAAUUACACAAAUAUAUAUAUUCUAAAGUACUCGUAAUCCCCUCCCUGCCGUAGAACCGUAGAUGCUAACCCCUCCUUGCAAGUAAACUAACAAAAUUGAGUCAGAACUAAGGCAGUGCAAUCGUUAAGUCGCGAGUCGUCAUAUUUUUUGACAAUAAAACGUGUAUAAAAGUUUGUAAACAAAUGCAGUAAGCAAAUCCAGAAGUUGUUUAGGCGUAUGUGAUGUGUAUAUAGGCAUAUACUACAGAUACGAGAGCGGAUAAACAUAAUUAGUAGCAUAUUAAAAAUAUAUAUAAACAUUACUAUACUAUAAUAUUGUAACUGCAAGUCAGAUCAAGUAGUCAAAGCUAAAGAAUAGGCGUAUGCUUAAACCCAGGCAAAACAGAAGUAGAGCCCUCUUAGCCUCUUAUUGGCUUCCAAUAAUCCCAUUGCCUUUUAAACUAGCUACUUGCUUAUAAAAAGUGAAAAAUGAAUGAAAUGAGAACUCAAAGUGAAAACGCAACGUCCAUAAAAGCAAAGGAAAAUAUUCGCUAAACUUUUAAACACAAACUUAGCUUAUCCGUAAAGCCAGCAUAGGCCAGCCUAGGAAUUAAGCGAACCUCGAUAUAGUACGAAAACCUAAGUGCAGAGAUUGCUAAAAAAAAAAAAAAAAAACAGAAGAAAUACAGGGGAAUUUCUGGCCUCCAAGAGUUAUUUUUGCGCACUGUACUUAGUUUAAGCAAAGCUACUAACUAACUAUACAAAAAUAACCGGCUUCUACUAAAUCUCCUCUCUCAACUCAACUCUGUCAACUUGACGACACGAGCAAAAAACUAAAAAAAACUAAAAUAAAAAACAAGCAAAAAUAAUGUGAAAACAAAACACCACAAAAAAAUUUAAUAAGAAUUAAAGCCUAAAAUAUCGGUAAAGAAAUUAUGGUAUGAGCAAACGUGCACGCACGGAAAACAAAUUAAAUUGUUAAACUUAACUUGAAGAAUUUGUAAAAAGCAACAAAUGAAUAGUGAAUAAAUAAUAUAUUUGAAAACUCUA
Drosophila montana is the source of this 4573-nucleotide messenger RNA. It is a transcript of the gene Mkk4, whose product is annotated as MAP kinase kinase 4. Gene Ontology annotation, biological process: protein phosphorylation; MAPK cascade. The record is from RefSeq and is a predicted model, not a curated record. Gene Ontology annotation, molecular function: ATP binding; JUN kinase kinase activity. Bases 320 to 1612 code for a protein of 430 amino acids. The transcript has 5 exons. NCBI's taxonomy places the organism in Eukaryota, Metazoa, Arthropoda, Insecta, Diptera, Drosophilidae.